Molecule: messenger RNA, 1206 nt
Organism: Verticillium dahliae VdLs.17
Lineage: Eukaryota; Fungi; Ascomycota; Sordariomycetes; Glomerellales; Plectosphaerellaceae
Exons: 2
Coding region: 1-1206 (401 amino acids)
Source: RefSeq, a predicted model, not a curated record
AUGCCAUUUCCCUGGAUCUCCCUGAAGAGCGCGGCGCCGCUCCAACCCAACAGACCCUCUCCACAGCUCAGACCGACCCUGAAUGCUUUCGUCGAUGGCACAAGCAGCACCACAGCUGCCCCUUCCCUCGAUGCAUACCACACACAUGGCUUGAGGGAAGUCCCGAACUGCCUUGAUAGUCACAGCCCAGAGGCACUCGUCACGGGCCCGACAGACGGUGUGGGCCACUUUGCGCGCAGCCCACGAGCACAGGGGGAAGACGAGGUCCUGCGAUGGCUGUCGUCUCCGGGACAGGAGACGCUGUCCCGGGUCCUCGCAGCAAGGGACGCCGCACGAGUAGAGGCGCUGUCUCGACCUGCCACGCCGCUGGAAAAGCCAUCGCCUGCGCUGCCGAGGCUGCGGUUCGAGCCGCUGCGGGACAUGCUCGCCGGCACGGAGCUGGAAGCGUCCCUCGGGGCCGGGCUGGUCUCACCACCAGCUGCAGGUAUGGGUGUUGCCAAAGAGGAGAGCUUGCGAUAUCGGGCCUCCGUGUCGGUAGACGCUGACGAAGAUGUGCGGCGCUGGAAGCCGAGAUGGAAGCGGAUGGGGAUAUCGCACCUGUAUCCCGAGCUGUUUGGCAGCUCUCUCGAGAGCACGGCGUCUGCCACCAGUACGCUGUCCAGGUUUGCAACUCUUUACCGGGAGCCGGUGUAUGACUUUAGCGAUGAUGAGUCGGCAGAAGAGGAUGGCGACUUCUAUGGGGACAUGGCUUCCGGGGAUGUGGACGGUUAUGAGUGGAACGACGAGCAUGAUUCCUAUUCACCUAGUCUUCGCCGUGUUGUCACUAACGGGACCAUCGUCGGCGAUGACGCCGGUGACGACCAGGUACUCCCGCUAGCAUCUGCUAUCGUCAAGCGUGCCAACCUUGUUGAAAUCACACAUGGCAUCCCGAGGCUCGUCCGCCAAAACGCGACCCUAGGACAGGAGAUUCCCGUGACAGUGGGCCAUCCCACUCGAGGCCGAGUCGUUUGCAUCGAGAACCGCAAGGUAGGCCCCGAGAGCGAUGGCGAGCUACGAGUCGAGACUGACGAGCGUGAGCGCAGCGACAGAGAGCACCGAGAUGUGGAACGUGAACAUGACAUGGCGCGCAGCGACAGCUGCUGGUUUGACGAGGAGGACACAAUGGCAGUACCCGCCGAGGUCGGUCUGGGACUCUUCCUCCUCUGA